This is a messenger RNA of Plenodomus lingam JN3, 2601 nucleotides long. Lineage: Eukaryota; Fungi; Ascomycota; Dothideomycetes; Pleosporales; Leptosphaeriaceae. The record is from RefSeq and is a predicted model, not a curated record.
AUGGUAGCCACACAAUUCCUCUUCCUGCCACUGCUUGGUAGCGCUGCGAGCGCUGCGAGGACUGCAAACCUAUUGGCGACACAUUAUUUGGGAACUAUCAAUCACUUGACAUUUGGCGGUGAUUCCUUGUCGCUGAAGAGCUCUCAAAGCUCAGGCAACAAGCUAGCGAGCUGGGUGACAUACGAUAGUGCCACCAAAGCGCUGUACAUUCCAGAUGAGACCUUCCAAAAUGCCUCAGAAGGCAGCUUGACUUCCUUCACCGUAGGAAAGGAUAAGACCUUGAUCCCCGCUGGCAAGGGCCGCGCGCCAUUGGGAGGAGUUGCGACAGCACUGUACGGUGGUCCCAAUGGAAGGAGCUUCAUUGUAACCGCUCAUUACCAAUCUUCCCAACUGUCGACAUUCAAGUUACCGCUCAACGGCAGUGAGCCACUUCAGACUGUGGAGUUCUUUAUGAGGGGUCCGGGCCCGAACCCAAGUCGCCAGGAGGCGCCACACCCGCACCAUGCUGUUGUGGAUCCCACAGGAGACUGGAUUAUCAUUCCAGAUCUAGGUGCAGAUAUGCUGCGCAUCUUCAAGAUCAACCAAAAGACCGGUCUGCUUUCGGUCUGUCCUACCGUAGCAUCUCUGCCAGGUACCGGUCCAAGGCAUGUCGCAUUCUGGACCCCAAAAAGUAGUAGACAUAUGCGAGAAGCCAAGGACACCACACUCUUCGUAGUGGAUGAAUUGACAAACACUGUCUCGAGAUGGAGUGUGACGUACCCGUCCGGAGAAGGGUGCUUGACCAUGGAGCGGAAGCAGACUGUAACGCCCUAUGAGGGUAAUGCCACUGCACCCACAGGAACCAAGCUCGCAGAGAUUAGGACAAAGGGCAAUUUCUUAUACACGUCGAACCGUAACGACCAGAAGUUCGCGCCGAACGAUUCGAUGACACAAUACACUAUUGCUCCUGAUGGCAGCCUGACCUGGACAGAGACGACGUCUUCGUAUGGCACGUUUCCUCGUACAUUUGAUAUCAACAAAGCCGGCGACUAUGUUGCGAUUGGUGAUCAGACAACUGCGAACGUGGCCAUCGUCGCAAGGGAUCCAAGAACUGGAAAGCUAGGCAAGCUCGUAGCUGACUUGCGGGUUGGACCAGUCGGCACCUUCGACCAAGCGGAUGGUAGGUUCUACAACACCCAGGUUACACCAGCUAAAUAUUAUCCAUCCACUCGAAAACGUGCUAUUGAAGUCCUGCGACCCAGCGAAUCAACCACUCGAUCCAUCAAGAUGAAGACCGAUAACUAUUUGAAUCUUUGCAUCGAGCAGGCGGCAAAUUCGCCCCUUCGCUAUCGCCAUGGCGCUAUUGUUGUUCGUGGCGGUAAAGUUAUUGGUCAAGGCUAUAAUGACUAUCGUUCUGGCUUUGAUGGUGGUGCUUUGAAGACAGGUCGGCUUCCAUUGCGGGCCUCCAGUGCCGCCACAAUGAAUAAACUGAAGAAGCACGAAUCGAAGCAGAAGCCGGACGCGGAGAGCAUAGCUGAGACUAGUUUUAUGCUUUUUGAGCAGAUCAACGGCGGUGGUAAACUUGUUAACACGCCUCUUUCUAUGCACGCUGAGAUGAUGGCGAUCCACUCUGCUCUCACAGCUUCCAGCGCUCUGGUCUCCAGCGCGGUGUCUUCUGAAAAACCGUACUUCAAAUUACCAGGUGGUUCUAAACAAAAGGCUCGCUUACGACGGGACGCCAUCAAGUCUUACGUUGAAAUUGUGUGCAAGGCCGCACUUGUCCACGGCGAUUUGAACAAGGUGCAUCUAAAUCGAAACUUACCGAAUCUUGCAGCUCUGGAAAAGGAGUGCAAGGAGGACGUGGGCUUGCCUGCAGAAAGGAGUACAGUGUUACAGAAGAAGAAGAAAGACAAAGAGAAGCAACAUCACAACAUCGGCAACAACUACAACACUGGCCAUCACGAACAGCACAAACCAUCUUCACAUAAGCAAAGCCUGGAUGCUAUGAAAACCAUUACGUCUUAUGAGGAUGAUUUUUGCGAAGUUGAUCUACGCCAAGCUGGAUCCAACGGCCACGCAGUCAUACCAAAUAGCCAACCAUUACUUGUGCCAAAGGGUCAGUCUGGGCAGGCUAGUCGCGCUGUGAGGGACCGAAAAAGAAGUGCACGUCUCAAUGGAGCGGACAUAUACGUGGUGAGGCUUGGGCGAAAGGGAUUCCCCGUGACUGAUGGCUCUGAAGUAUGCUGCAUCCACUCGAGGGAAGUAGCAGACAUGCUGCCUCUAAGACCCAGUACUGGGUCUCUCCACGAAGAACUCGCCAAUCCAGAAGUGACGCAGUCAAAGCGUGCGCCGUGCUCAGUAUCUUCGAAAGCUGCAGUACCUCCACUUCUCACGUCGCGUCCAUGCUACAGAUGUGUGUCAUACAUGGCAUCUGUUGGUAUCCGACGGGUGUUUUGGACAACAGACAAAGGGGAAUGGGAGAGUGCGAAGAUACGAGACCUUGUUGAUACACUUGACAAUCUUUGGCAGGAACCUCGGCUUGAUACUGCUACGACUAUUGAUAGUAUCUUUGUCACUAAGCACGAGGUUCUUAUGCUGCGUAGGACGAUGGAUAACGGGUAA